AUGGUCACUUGGGGCCCUGCUCAGGAUGCAAUCAUCCUCCUUGGUAUAAUGGAAUUCAUGGACAUCAAGGCGUCCACCGCUCUCCUCGAACACCUCGCCGAGAAGAUCGGCGACAAGUGCACCCCCAAGGCUGUGAGCCACAGGCUCAACAAACUCAAAGCCGAAGCCAAAAACGCUUCCGCCGGCACCGGAGCAUCCAGCGCCCCAGGCACCCCCUCCUCCAGCAAGCCCUCCAAAGUCGCCAAAACACCCAAAUCCACCGCCCGCACCACCCCCGGAAAAGGUCGCAACGGCACUGCCACUCCGCGCUCAACCAAGAAAGUCAAACUCACCUCAGACGAAGACGCCGAUCCAAUCGACGAGCUCCAACAGAGUCCCAGCGGCCUUGCCGCGAACAGGAAGCGCAGCCGCGCCGGGGCUGCUGCAUCGCAGGACACAGUCGCCGACAACGACGCCGACGACGACGACGACGAGGUUUUUGUGAAUAAGAAGAUCAAGGUUGAGGGCGGCUUCGACGGGCUGGAUUCGCUUCCGGACAGCGAGGACGAGGGCGUUGUUUAG
Aaosphaeria arxii CBS 175.79 is the source of this 561-nucleotide messenger RNA. RefSeq lists its product as uncharacterized. Bases 1 to 561 code for a protein of 186 amino acids. Lineage: Eukaryota; Fungi; Ascomycota; Dothideomycetes; Pleosporales. The transcript is spliced from 4 exons. The record is from RefSeq and is a predicted model, not a curated record.